Messenger RNA from Phlebotomus argentipes, 1464 nucleotides. Its product is annotated as sodium-coupled monocarboxylate transporter 2-like. NCBI's taxonomy places the organism in Eukaryota, Metazoa, Arthropoda, Insecta, Diptera, Psychodidae. Gene Ontology annotation, biological process: transmembrane transport; sodium ion transport. Gene Ontology annotation, cellular component: membrane. The record is from RefSeq and is a predicted model, not a curated record. The transcript is spliced from 3 exons. Gene Ontology annotation, molecular function: symporter activity. Bases 1 to 1464 code for a protein of 487 amino acids.
AUGGUUAGUAGUGAUUUCUCUUCCUCCUUCAGUGGCAUUGACUUUGUGCUAUUCAGUCUCGUGCUGGUUAUUUCAUUCCUGAUUGGAUUAUACCAUGGAGUUUGGUCAAAGAACAAGCAACACACGCCCGAGGAAUAUUUCCUCGGAAGCCGAAACAUGGGCGUUCUUCCUGUUACCAUGUCUCUCAUCGUGACCUUUGUAUCUGGAGUCAACAUCAUUGGACUCUCAGUGGAAACUUACGUCUAUGGAACUUACUUGUGGCAUUAUGUCUUCACCAUCUUCAUCAUGCUACUCUUCACAACCUUUAUUUUCCUUCCGAUCUUCCAUGAACUACAACUACCUUCCAGUUUUGCUUACCUAAAACUCCGCUUUGGAAGAUCAGUUCAAUUACUCGCUAGUUUUAUAUAUCUGAUGACAACAACUCUCUACGUUUCGAUCAAUUUGUACGUUCCAGCUCUGGUUUUGGUUCACGUCUUAGGAAUACCCAUUCCAGUGACUGUGGUAGUGUUGGGAAGUGUCUGCAUUUUCUACACAGCCAUCGGCGGUUUUAGUGCUGUGAUAUGGGCUGAUCUGUUCCAGACGAUUCUCCUGGUCGUUUGCUGCGUAGCAAUUUCCUACAUUGGACUUGAUCUUGUCGGAGGAGUUGAUGAUGUGUGGAAAGCAUCCGAACGCGGUGCGCUCAUCAUGUAUGCGUUCUACGAAUCUUGCGAUCCUGUGGCUUCGGGUGUGAUCAGCAAAAGGGACCAACUCUUUUCACUGUUUGUCUUCGAGAUGGCUGAGCAUUUUCCGGGCUUACCAGGACUUUUCAUUGCCGGAGUAUUUGCUGGAACGCUGUCAACAAUGUCGUCGUGUCUCAAUAGUUCAACUGUGUGUUUCUAUGAAGACUUUGUACAGCCGCAUCUUCCUGAAAUGUCUCAGCGCAAAACUUGCAACAUUCUCAAGCUAAUAACUCUGUGCAUAGGGAUAAUUGAAAUAUCAUUAGUCUUCAUAUUGGAAAAGAUAGGAACUGUUUAUACGAUUCUGAUAACAAUCACUGGCUUUACAAGUGGAUCAAUGCUCGGACUCUUCACUUUGGGCAUGUUUAUACCGAGAGCAAAUCAGAAAGGAGCGAUUGCAGGAACAUUGUCUUCCCUCGUUGUUGUCGGAAUUAUCAUAUUUGGUAGCUUCUCCAAGAAACCGGAUCCAAUUCUUCCAAUGCGAACCGAUGGAUGUUUACACAACGUAACGAUUUCUUCGCCCAAAGAUGAUUUUCCAGAAGAGGAUUUGCCAUGGAUAUUUCGCAUAAGUUUCAUGUACUUCGCAACAAUAGGAUUUUUCAUUGUUUAUAUAGUUGGAAUUCCUGUUAGUUUACUGACUAAGCAUAGAGAAGUCAAAGAUCAACGUCUCUUCGCUCCUUUCAUGAGAAAAUCCAAUGAUAUCAAACAUCUCGCAAAUGAUGAAGAAAUGAAACCAUUGUCAGGCUAA